Molecule: messenger RNA, 1803 nt
Organism: Paramacrobiotus metropolitanus
Lineage: Eukaryota; Metazoa; Tardigrada; Eutardigrada; Parachela; Macrobiotidae
Exons: 3
Coding region: 392-1459 (355 amino acids)
Source: RefSeq, a predicted model, not a curated record
UUGAGUUGGUGAACGAAAUGGACCUUUUGAUCUGGCGAAGAACUGUACAUAUCUAUCUAUCUGUAUUUUAACUCAAUUAUUUAUAAUUUUGUUGUACAUAAAAGAGCAGAGUUUGUUUAUAUGUUUACUGUAAUAAGGUUUAUCGCAUCUUUCUGUGGUGUGCGUUUUCUGGAUCUAAGACUGCAUAACCCCAGUUAAUAGUUAUUAUAUGUACAUGUACAUGGAUGAGGUCUUCUCAUUUUAUGCGGGAGCCUUCGUUAUUGUGUAUUCUGAUAAUCUGCUUUCGAAGCCUCAUAGGCUCAUUGCCGAUGGUCGAAAACCGAAAGCCGAACAAGAAAGCAGUAUUAUUGUUAUCAUCCAAAUACUGCUAUGAUUAAAGUAUUGAGCCGUUAUGGACGAUAGAAAACUUGUGGAGCAGGAUUUCGUACAAUCGUAUCAGGCUGUGAUACAGCGGGCUUCGAAAUCUCUGAUAAAACCAGUUCAUGAUGUCUGCUGUGCUGCCGUUAAUGUAUCGAAGCAAAUACAAGCAAUCCAACCUUCCCAGGAUCAAAUUUGGGAAGUGGAACGCAAAGGCCGACUUCUGGAAAACCAGAUUCUCUUUCUGCGCACAAUGGAAAGACGGAUGGAACUGGAACAGGUGCAGUCUGGGAACACUCCGCAGAAGAUGGAAUCACUGGAACAGCGCAUGCAACAGUUGGUCGAAGUCACAGAAACUGAAAACGCUGAAAACGAAAAUGCGCUUUUUGAGCAGAGAAUUCUGAGCCUGCGCACUCUUCUGAAAAACAAAUUUGAUAUCGUUGUCCCAGCUACCGUGGUGGCGCCUCCUAACCAAGAGAAAACAACGACAGCUGUGCAGAACCCGUUAUCCUCUGUGGCUAAGCUGGAUGCCAGUGUCUCCGUACCCAGUGCGUCGCCUAAUGUGCCGCGGUCAUUUCCUGUCACAUCCACGCCCCUCAGUCAGGCUAAAUUCCGCAGCCGAAUUCCCCGUCUGUCUGACGUGCGCUCAGCUCAGAAAUCCCCGUAUCUGAAGCUGCAUUGCCCGGACAACCAGAUCCCGCGAAUGGAAGCGGUCAAACCGGCAAACGCUGCCGGCUCGGCUGCCAAGUAUUCCUUUGCUCAAUCAUUAGCCAACGACUCCUACGAUCGCAUCGCCAUAAAAUCAUCCGCUGUCGCUGCGCAGAUUCCUGUUCCAGCGGUACAGUCCUUGUCGAGUCCAGUAUAUCAACGCAGUGCUGUACUGCAGACGCCUUCCAAAUUCCAUACACCCGGCCAACGGGCCAAGCCAGCCGUAAGCAGUAAUUCGAAGCAAUGGCCGAAUCGAGCGCCUGUAGUGAGCCAAUCGAAAUCAAUUCCCGAACGCGUCCCUGUUGUUGUACCGCGAGAGCCCAGCCCUGCUAAGAAUUCACUGGAAGAAGUGACGAGAAUGAUCAAUAUGCUCCGUAGUAAGCGCCUGGUUUGAGCCUUCGGAAGCGACAACUCGUGUUCCCCAGUUUUUUACAAGCGCUCUUUAUGCCGUUUUAUUUCAGUUUUGAUUUUACAUUAAUGGUUCACAAAAUGUAUUUACAAACAUUCAUAUAAUGAAUCUUUUCACCGGAAAAAUUUUAUCACAGUUUUAAAAUAAUGAUUAUUGUACGUUGUAAUCACUGCAUUGUAUAGGCAUUCGUCUGUUAGUGAGCGGUGGCUUUGCUGUCGGCGGCGUUUUGUCGCGGUAAUAAAUGAACUGAUCGGCACGUGCUUUCGUUGUAUACGUGCAGUGGAUCCAUUGGUACUAUUUCUGCAAGCGAUAGUUUCAGUAAUAAAGUU